Molecule: messenger RNA, 525 nt
Organism: Parnassius apollo (apollo)
Lineage: Eukaryota; Metazoa; Arthropoda; Insecta; Lepidoptera; Papilionidae
Source: the annotation of a GenBank genome assembly
AUGAAUGCAGCUCCAACUGGCACAAUACCACCUACAGAGCGUCGAAUGAAAGAACAUGAUGAGGAAAAUGGAUGGAGUUACGACAUUCAGCCAUUAGUUCGUCAAAUUUUUAGUAACUCAGAAAACUUUAUACAAACUGAAAACAUUCCAGAAAAUGCAGAUGUGUUUACAAUUUUUCGUCUUUUGGUUGAUGACAAUUUCUUUGACCUUGUGAUAGAACAAACCAAUCUGUACGCUGAACAACUGAUUGCUAAUAAUUCUGGAGGUCGUUUGAGCCGCUGGAGACCGGUAAACAAGGAAGAAAUGGAAAAAUUUAUGGGCAUUUACUUGCUGACUGGUAUAAUCAGAUUCCCUACAUUAAAAUGCUACUGGAAAAAAGAUCCCAUUUUUUAUCAUCCUCUAUUGCAUCAGAUACAAAUGUCCUACAAUCAUUUCAUAGCAAUUUUACGCUGCUGGCAUUUCGUCGACAAUACAAUUGGUAAAGAGAUGUCAAUAAUCGCUUGUAUAAAAUCCAACCAGUUAUAG